ACACUAGGGCAGCUGUUUGCGAAAAAAGGCGGAAAAGUCGUGUAAAAUAACACAAACAGUCUAUUUUGCAUAAAAAAAAAAUAGUUAUAGCGCUUAAAGAGCGCGAUGAAUACCACCAAAGUGCCACCGGAGUGGAAGCGGCGUGUCAAGUCGGAGUACAUCAAGAUCAGGCAACAGAAGCGCUACAAGCGGGCGGACGAGAUCAAGGAGGCGUGGAUAAAGAACUGGGAUGAGCACAAUCACAAUGUGCAAGACCUGUAUUGCGAAUCGAAGGUUUGGCAGGCGAAGCCCUACGAUCCGCCACAUGUCGAUUGCGUUAAGCGGGCCGAGGUGACCAGCUACAAUGGCAUACCUAGUGGUCCACAGCGCAUUCCCAUCUGCGUGAUCAAUGCCGUAACUCCCAUUCCGACCAUGUACACAUGGGCGCCCACCCAGCAGAACUUCAUGGUCGAGGACGAGACGGUGCUGCACAAUAUUCCCUACAUGGGCGACGAGGUUCUCGAUAAGGAUGGCAAAUUCAUCGAGGAACUCAUCAAGAACUACGACGGCAAAGUGCACGGCGACAAGGAUCCCUCGUUUAUGGACGAUGCUAUUUUCGUGGAGCUGGUACAGGCCCUGAUGCGUUCCUACAGUAAGGAGCUGGAGGAAGCCACCAGUCCGGGGAGCUCUGUCAAGUCGGAGGCCCUGGUCAAACAAAAGAAGACCGACGACGAAGACGCGGACAUUGAGAACGAAAAAAAAGAAGAUGAGAAAAAAGAUGAAUCCAAAGUGGUGGAGAAAAAGGAGGAGCCAGAGAAUGAGUCCGAAAAAAAGGAAGCGGAGACAGGCGAGGCAGGAGCAGAUGUUAAGCCACCAGUGGAUGAUGUUAAGGACAAGCUGCCCUUCCCGGCUCCAAUUAUAUUCCAGGCCAUCAGCGCCAACUUUCCCGAUAAGGGCACAGCACAGGAGCUGAAGGAAAAGUAUAUUGAGCUCACGGAACACCAGGAUCCGGAGCGUCCUCAGGAGUGCACACCCAAUAUAGAUGGCACCAAGGCGGAGAGUGUCUCCCGGGAGAGGACAAUGCACUCCUUCCACACCCUGUUCUGCCGUCGAUGCUUCAAAUACGAUUGCUUCCUGCACCGUCACCAUGUGCAGGGUUUGCAGGGCCAUGCGGGUCCCAAUCUGCAGAAGCGUCGCUAUCCGGAGCUCAAGACCUUUGCCGAUCCCUGCGGCAACUCAUGUUACAUGCUGAUUGAUGGCAUGAAGGAAAAGCUGGCUGCCGUCAGCAAGACUCCGCCCAUUGAUUCCUGUAAUGAAGCCAGCUCUGAGGACAGUAAUGAUAGCAACAGUCAGUUCAGCAACAAGGAUUUUAACCACGAGAACAGCAAGGAUAAUGGCCUGACGGUCAACAGUGCAGCUGUGGCCGAGAUAAACUCCAUAAUGGCUGGCAUGAUGAACAUCACCAGCACGCAGUGCGUGUGGACUGGUGCCGAUCAGGCGCUGUUUCGGGUCUUGCACAAGGUUUACUUGAAGAACUAUUGCGCCAUAGCGCACAACAUGCUCACCAAGACCUGUCGCCAGGUGUACGAGUUCGCCCAGAAGGAGGAUGCAGAGUUCAGCUUCGAAGAUCUCCGCCAGGACUUUACACCCCCUCGCAAGAAGAAGAAGAAGCAACGAUUGUGGUCGCUGCAUUGCCGCAAAAUCCAGCUGAAGAAGGACUCGUCCUCGAAUCACGUGUACAAUUACACGCCCUGCGACCAUGCUGGUCCCUGUGACAUGAACUGCUCAUGCAUCCAGACGCAGAAUUUCUGUGAGAAGUUUUGCAAUUGCAGCAGCGACUGUCAGAAUCGCUUCCCGGGUUGUCGCUGCAAGGCGCAGUGUAACACAAAGCAGUGUCCCUGCUACCUGGCGGUGCGGGAGUGCGAUCCGGAUCUAUGCCAGGCCUGCGGGGCGGAUCAGUUCAAGCUGACCAAGAUCACGUGCAAGAAUGUGUGCGUGCAGCGGGGACUGCACAAGCACCUCUUGAUGGCCCCCUCGGACAUUGCCGGCUGGGGCAUUUUCCUUAAGGAGGGCGCCCAAAAGAACGAGUUUAUUUCUGAGUAUUGUGGCGAGAUUAUCUCUCAGGAUGAGGCCGAUCGGCGUGGUAAGGUGUAUGAUAAGUAUAUGUGCUCGUUUCUAUUCAAUUUGAACAACGAUUUCGUGGUGGAUGCCACGCGAAAGGGCAACAAGAUCCGGUUUGCCAAUCAUUCCAUUAAUCCCAACUGUUACGCCAAGGUGAUGAUGGUCACCGGCGACCAUCGCAUCGGUAUCUUUGCCAAGCGGGCCAUUCAGCCCGGCGAAGAGCUCUUCUUCGAUUAUAGAUACGGGCCCACGGAGCAACUCAAGUUUGUGGGCAUUGAACGGGAGAUGGAAAUUGUUUGAAUCUGAAUCUGAUAUAACUUUUUUAAGAGA
Drosophila serrata is the source of this 2430-nucleotide messenger RNA. It is a transcript of the gene E(z), whose product is annotated as histone-lysine N-methyltransferase E(z). Gene Ontology annotation, molecular function: protein binding; histone H3K27 methyltransferase activity; chromatin binding. The record is from RefSeq and is a predicted model, not a curated record. Gene Ontology annotation, cellular component: ESC/E(Z) complex; nucleus. Gene Ontology annotation, biological process: heterochromatin formation. NCBI's taxonomy places the organism in Eukaryota, Metazoa, Arthropoda, Insecta, Diptera, Drosophilidae.